Messenger RNA from Choloepus didactylus (southern two-toed sloth), 1592 nucleotides. RefSeq names its product dynein axonemal assembly factor 6 (gene DNAAF6). The transcript is spliced from 7 exons. NCBI's taxonomy places the organism in Eukaryota, Metazoa, Chordata, Mammalia, Pilosa, Megalonychidae. Gene Ontology annotation, molecular function: protein-folding chaperone binding; dynein intermediate chain binding. The record is from RefSeq and is a predicted model, not a curated record. The coding region runs from base 101 to 745 and encodes 214 amino acids. Gene Ontology annotation, biological process: flagellated sperm motility; axonemal dynein complex assembly. Gene Ontology annotation, cellular component: cytoplasm.
GGUAGUGGGACAAAGUUGUUACUAAGGCAACAGAGGGACGCAGAGCCUUCCGCAGUCUAUUUUCGGAGCCUAGCGAGCGACUUGAAAACUGACCAAGAAUAUGGAAUCAGAAAAUAUGGAAAAUGCAGCCAUGGAAACUGAAAAUAUGGCAUCUGAAAAUAUGGAAGCUGAGACUAUUUCUUCAGUUUCUGCUCUUCAAGCCCUCUCUAAGCUACUUUAUCCUGAAGAAGAGGAUGAUUUUAACUUUGGACAGUCAAAUUGUUCAUCUACUGUUGCAGCCAUGGGACCUGGGAAUAUUGGCCCAACAAAAACAGAAGAGCCCAAAGUCAUCCCUCAAACCAGUUAUGAAAAUAGCAAAGACAUCUGGAAGCCAGAAGAAGUUCCAGAAGGAGCAGAGUAUGAUGACAUGUGGGACGUUAGAGAAACACCCGAGUAUGAGAUUAUAUUCAAACAGCAUGUGGGAACUGAGGAUAUAUUCCUAGGAUUGACUAGAAAGGACUCAUCGACAGCAUGUUGCGAGGAUCUAGUGAUUAAAAUUAAACUACCAAAUACAAGCUCUUCUGAAAUUAAAAUUGACAUCCAGGAAAUGAUCCUUGAUCUUCGCACACCUAAUAAGAAGCUGUUGGUAACCCUUCCCCAUCCUGUGGAAUGUAGCAGUGCCAAAGCUUUUUAUAUCCUAGAGACUGAGACUCUUGAAGUCACUGUGGCUUUGAAAAGAGAGUUGGAUUUUCUUAAUUUUUUUUGAAACUGCAUGAAUAAGAAGUAAAAGAGGUAAAAUGUCACUGGUAAAAAUUAAAUUGUUUUUAAGUGGUCAGUGUUUUCUAUAUUCUCUUUAUUAUUCUGGCAUAUUUUGGACAAGGCCUAAAUUCAAUUCUAGUAGUAUUCUGAUAAUUUAUAGUCCUUUUGUAUUACUCUGUUAAGAAUGACUGUUUUCUGAUGAUAAUGAGCUAUUCCCUUUACAGAGUGAGAGCGGGAUAGAAUACUUACAAGUUAACCAAUUAAAUUGCUACAUGGUCAAUUAAAUAACUGAAAUAUGACCAUGAAAUUAGUAGUCCACUUAUUUCAGUAUUCUGAAGAACUAAAGACAAUUAAUUAUGCUAUGAUACAAUCAGUGAUGUAGCAAUUGGCCAUUAUUAUCUUCAGAAAAGUUUAUGUGGUUCCUUUUCAUUGACUUGAUCAAAUGAAAGUGUUCUCUGUUUAGGCUCUCACUGUUGUUCUGAAAUAUACAGGUAACAAAGGAUUAUAAAAUGUUUGAUGUACCAUAUUAACCACACAUUUUACUUGAAUAAAAAAUACUCUUGAGCACACAGGAUCAUUUGGCUGCCUCAGACCUGCUUUCAAUGCUUGGAUCUAGUUAGGUUAAAACUAUUUUUCUUUAUGUGCACUAACAAUUAUUAAUAAUGCCUUUUGGGGUACUGUAUUUAUUUUUAGCCAUCUGAAAUCCUUGACAUUUAAAACGAAUAUAAAGAAAAGUGUGGUGCAUUUGCAAAUCCUGUUCUCUCUCAUUUCCUGUCUUUCUUCUUAAUUAUACAUACCUAUUUUUGUGAAUUGUGCCAAUGCACCCUGCCUCUUCUGUACUAUACUGCAUAACA